AUGCUCAAACUCACAAGGGCCCUCUUCGCCCCCGCUAUCAGGAACUCCAGAGCGGCACGCAAGGCUAACUUGCUGGCCAAACCGCUGCCGUCGGCUCAGCCCAUGGCAGCGGAGGAUAUCGACCAGACGGCUGAACUGCUCGAAAACGCGCCGACACGCGAGGAGCAGCAAGUCGCCGCCUACUCGGUUCAUCCAGACAUGCCCAGACAUUUACGUCCCACCAACUUUGUCCGUCUCUCCGACUUCAAGGACAAGUCAUGGCAGAAACUCCCUCGUAAACCCGACCCCUUCGGACCGGGCCGCGCAGCAUCCGAGGCUCGCGACGCCUUUGUGCAGCUCAACAUUGACCCCCUGCACGAAUCCACCAACGCGCGUAUGCUCGCACACUUUGUCACCGACAUGGGACGUAUCCGGAAACGCGCAAUGACCGGCUUGACGUGGCGCUCGCAGAGGCGGAUGGCCAAAGCGGUUAGGAGAGCGAAGAUGAUGGGCUUGAUGCCUAUUCUUAGGAGGGAUAACCCGUACGAUGACACAAAGGACGGACUCGCGAGGAGGUAUUAUUGA
This is a messenger RNA of Peniophora sp. CBMAI 1063, 564 nucleotides long. The record is from the annotation of a GenBank genome assembly. NCBI's taxonomy places the organism in Eukaryota, Fungi, Basidiomycota, Agaricomycetes, Russulales, Peniophoraceae.